This is a messenger RNA of Leishmania braziliensis MHOM/BR/75/M2904, 2280 nucleotides long. RefSeq lists its product as hypothetical. The annotation marks the transcript as partial. The transcript has a single exon. Lineage: Eukaryota; Euglenozoa; Kinetoplastea; Trypanosomatida; Trypanosomatidae. The record is from RefSeq and is a predicted model, not a curated record.
AUGACUCCGAGGGAGGAUGUUCGACUGGCGCAGCGUGCGGCCUCGCCAAAAUCGUCGUAUCAGUGGGAAGGCGACGCCACCUCGUCUUCCUCCAUGCCAUCCAUAGUGUUCACGUUGUUGUCUACCCCUCGAGAGGACAUCGCAGGCGAAGAGCUGCUGAGGGUUCGGCAGGACAGACCGCAGGUCCCCGCUCAGGGAAGUGGGGCUCUCGAAAGUUGUGACAGCGCAGGUGACAGCGCACUGCUGCUUCGGGGCCCUCGCCGAGGGAGCGAGGAGCAUUCACCGAGCACCUUGGGAUUUCGAGCACCUACGGCUGCUGCACCUUCUUCUGGCGAGCGAGGCGCGGGGUUGCCUCCGGUUGCGUUGUCAGCCCUCUCCUGCUUGCCUUCACCAAUGCACGCUGGGGCGUCUGUCUUGUCUGACGAGGCGCGGAUGCCCGCUGCUGCUGCCUCCGAUCCUAACGAGGGAAAGACAGAGAUUUGCUGUGCCGGGAGGGAGACCAAGAGGACAUUGCACCUCAGCGGUGCGAACAAGUCUCCAGCGCUGCGACGACCUCUUGAACAAGCGCCGCAAGGCACACUCGAAGAGUCUUCAGUACACUCGAACGCAGGAAUGCUUAGACGACCUGCUGCUUUCCCACCGUCAGUGCAUGCGUACCCGACCCAGGCUCACGCGCCUCAGACCUCUUCCGAAGAAUCUCUGGAUGACGUGAGUCCGAAUCUGAAGUUACUUUCCCAAGACCCCCACCAUACAGGUAGCUGUGUCGCUAGCACAUCUGGCGAGGUGGCAGCGCAACCGCUGAUUCGGAGAGAGACGACUGACCAAAGCAUGCUGAUCGCUGCAGCUCCGCUUCAGCAACAGGUACGGGACGAUGUGGCAGAGGGUGGUGUGGAAAAGGCCCUGACUGUCGUGGAGGAGGAGCAGCCUGAGAGCUCCGCCCUUUCAACUCAAUCCUCGUUUGUGUCGAUCGACUCAUACCAUGCAGAGGAGCUCGUGCCUACCUCCGCAGUAGCGAGGAAGCCUGCAGAUGAGCCUCUUCACGCUGCAGCAGUACAAGCCGAGCUGCUACGUCAUUACCGCACUGUAAAGUCUUCGUCUGCAGUGGUCGAGUCACGCCUUGACAGCCGUGUUGGUCAAACGACGAGCCUUCAAUCGCACGCGCAAGUCUCAUCCCACAGGGAAGAAAUAAUCAGAGCUGUAGAGGACAAACUAGUGCUGUGUGGGCACGACGGGGUUGUUCCCUCAUCAUCCUUGCUGCUGUGGAACGCGUCGGUAGAUAUUGAUGCGGAGCUCCGCAGGAUUGCUCCUGCCGCGGUAAGUAGCGAAAGCGAGGCCAGCUGGAGUGUGGCGACCGACGUAUCCCAGAUGAUUGCCCGCGGCGGUGUCGGUGCGCUUCCUGCGUGGAGACUUCCGGUGCCGCCGACGAACUGCACGCAGGUAGCGGCCGCAUGGGAGACGCGUCAGCGGGCAGCCGUCGCUGCCGACCUCACCAACUUCUCCCCCACUGUCGAGCAGCCCAGCCGACUUCUCAGCGACCCUGUUUCAGAGAGCCAGACGCAGCAGCUUGUGGCAGCUGUGGUGCGGUCGAUGCCGCCGUAUCCGCCGCAAAUGAAAGGGCCGGUGGGGAGGGAGGCUCUGGACUCACUGCGGCUGCCUAACCUUCAGGAAAGCGGCCCCUGUAGUCCCGCACCGCCGUCGGCAGCAGCGAGAGCAAUCGCAGCGGUGGCUGCAUCUGUGGAGAAUGGCGCAACGGGUGCGGUUCGACGUGAGGUAGUGGCAGAGAAGGCGGCGGCACUCGCCGACGGGAGGGCCACCGAUGACGCUGCCAAUGGCGCUGUCUCUUCAGACCCCGUAUCAGCGCUUGUCAGUGCUCAAAAGGCGAAUGCUGGCGGUCUCCCCGUUUCGAGGAGCGCACACCGUUAUGACGCUCAUCAACGAACAGUGGCGGCGGUGUCUCGAGAGAAAUUGUCGUCCCUGGAAGAUACGGAUCAGCCAGCAGCAAUAACGAAUGCGGUGGCGGUGUCGUCGCCGGUGAAUGAUCUGCCUCGCCCUCCCACCACGCGGCUUCCUCCGAGGCGCUUCGCCGUUGGCAGCAAAGACCGGCCAGCUGAAAAGACAACGGAGGACCUGGCCCUGCGCGUGGAGAGUGUGUGUCCUCCAAACCGCGCAGAGUCGACCCAUAGGAUGGAAGAGACCGGCGAUUUUGCCGCAGAAGGCAGCGCAGACCGACGAGCUCUCGUCCGCACAUCCCUACCCACUUCACCGGCUGAUACACGCGCA